This is a messenger RNA of Drosophila elegans, 3215 nucleotides long. It is a transcript of the gene mus301, whose product is annotated as helicase POLQ-like. Lineage: Eukaryota; Metazoa; Arthropoda; Insecta; Diptera; Drosophilidae. Bases 15 to 3191 code for a protein of 1058 amino acids. The record is from RefSeq and is a predicted model, not a curated record. The transcript has 7 exons. Gene Ontology annotation, molecular function: nucleic acid binding; ATP binding.
UGAGCGCCAAAUAAAUGUCGAAUAAGCAAGUUGUUGACAAUAAAAACAAAAGAAAUCUGGAUUUGACCGAUGAGACGGCAAGUGGAAGCCAUGCCAAGCGCCAGUGCAGCGAGAGUCUCUUUUGGCCGGAGGGCGACGACGACGAUAGCUUUUUCUCCAACGCCAAGCUGGAGGAUCUGCUGGGCGGCCGAAAGGAGGAGCUCUUUGGGACGCAGGCACAGACAAACCAUAACAAUAACCAGAAGUUGCAGCAAAGUGGAUCGGAUGAUGGCCUAGGACUCUUUGGCGACACAUCCUUUCCAGGCACAGAGAAGCUUCCUCUAAACCAACACACCAAACCAAGCGAAUCUCUAAAUCAAAUUGAUCUGGCGGAGGAGGACAAUGCCGACGAGGUGUUCAAGAAAAUCAACCUAAACGAUUUGAGCAUUGCCGAAAUGGAGGAUAUAUUCCAUGGAGCAGAGGACUUUAGUGAACCCAUGCUCCAAAACACGCAACUCUUUCUGGAGGCGGUGACCUUUAAGAUGCCCCGCACGCCGGAGAAGUUACUGCCCUCCGUUAAGGACGAAUCCAUGUCCUUUAUCUCCAAAUCUGUGAUAGAGAGCAUAGUGCAGGGCACGCAAUACGUGACCUGCGAAGAGCUGAAGAAUCAAUCCAUCCUUGAUCCAGUCAACUGGGAGACACAGGCUUUUGCGGACUUUGAAAAGGAGGAGAAGCAGCAGCAGCAGCAGCAAGUGAAGGACAGUUUUCCCAGCAAGGGUGAAUUCUAUGGCCUGCCGGAUAAGGUCAAGAAGAUGAUACUCGAGCACAAGGGCAUCAAGAGUCUUUAUGAAUGGCAGGACGAGUGCCUGAAUCUACCUGCCAUCAGGCAGAGAAAAAAUCUCAUCUAUGCCCUGCCGACGAGCGGCGGAAAAACCCUAGUGGCCGAGAUCCUUAUGCUCCGGGAACUUCUCUGCCGCGAACGCAAUGUGUUGUUCAUUCUGCCAUAUGUCUCGAUUGUCCAGGAGAAGGUCAGCGCCAUGUCGCCCUUUGCCAUCGAUCUGGACUUUAUUGUGGAGGAGUACACGGCGGGCAAGGGCAAGUGUCCGCCACAGCCAAGUCGCAAGCGUCGUAGUCUGUUCAUUGCCUCCAUUGAAAAGGGAGCUGUGCUGAUGGACAGCGUAAUAGACGCACAGCGUCCCCACGAGAUUGGUCUUGUGGUGGUGGACGAACUGCAUUUGAUCGGCGAAAGGGGCAGAGGAGCCACCUUGGAGGCUUUCCUCACAAAGGUGAUGUUUUUGAAUGCCAGCAUUCAAAUUGUGGGCAUGAGUGCCACGAUAGGAAACCUUAGUGAAAUAUCUUCCUUCCUGAAUGCCGAUGUCUAUACGCGGGGUUUUCGACCUGUGGAACUGAAGGAGUACAUCAAAUGUGGUCCGGAUUUGUUGGAAAUCAACUCGGCUGGACAAACGCUGGAGGAGAUCUUCAUCCCCAGUCGCACUGUUGACUACAAUUACAGCGAAGCUGUGAAACGUGCGGAUCCUGACCACUUGGCCGGCUUGAUCAGCGAAUGUGCCCCGGAACACUGCUGCCUGGUUUUCUGUCCCAGUCGCAAGAACUGCGAAAAUGUGGCCCUAUUGCUCAGCCGCAUUGUGCCCAAACAGAAGUUCUUCGAGCAUCGGCGGAGCGAGAAAAUGGAUCUAAUGGAUGCACUGGACAAGAUGUGCGGCAUAGUCAGCCCGGUUUUGGCCAAAACCCUGCCCUACGGCAUUGCCUAUCACCAUUCGGGCUUGACAACGGACGAACGGAAGUACAUAGAGACUGCCUAUCGCUUUGGCGUGGUCACAGUCAUCUGCUGCACCUCCACUUUGGCGGCGGGCGUAAACCUUCCAGCCAAGCGGGUAAUCAUACGAGCUCCCUAUGUGGGCCAGGAAUUCAUGACUUUGUGCAAGUACAAGCAAAUGGUGGGGCGCGCUGGUCGCGCCGGAUUGGGCGAGGCUGGCGAAAGCAUUUUGAUAGCCCAGAGCAAAGAUAAUUUGCAGGUCGGCCAAAUGCUCUUCUCGCCCAUGGACAAGGCCCUGAGCUCAAUGGACCAGCAGGAGGCAGUCGGAUUGCAAUCGCUCAUCCUGAGCGUGAUUGGCCUGAACCUGGCAGAAUGUCGUCGGGAUUUGAAUCGGCUGGUGAACAGCACCCUCCUCGCGGUGCAGGCCAGCGCCCUGGAGGUCGCCGUGGACGACAUAGUGCUCCGCAUUCUUCGCGAGAUGUUCAAAAACAAAGUUCUGCAGGUGACCGAACCGCAGGCCAAGUCCAGGAUAAAUUCUUCGGAGAUUAUAACCACGCAGGACGUGAAUCAGACCAGCAAUCGAGCGGCGGGCGAGAGGCGUUUGCUAAUCGGUCAGUCCACCCCAUUCAAGUUGACCCACAUUGGAAGGGCUGCCUUCAAGGCGGGCAUCGAUUACAAGCGGGCCAAUGCCAUCCACAGGGAGUUGAGGCAGGCCCAGCAGCAGCUCAUCCUGACCAACUACUUGCACUUGCUGUACCUGGUCGUGUCCUUCAAUUCGAAUGACAAGGGCGAUGAAUUGUUUCCGGCCGAUGCCAGCAUACUUGUCGGAGUUUACACCUCGCUACGGCCGGACUCGCAGGCUUUGUUCAAGCAACUGGGCUUCACGGAAGCCCAUGCAGCCAGACUGUUCAAGACGCACUCGGUCCAGGGUCCCUUGAGCCUACAGCUAAACCGCCUGUACAAGGUGCUGAUCCUGGCGGACAUCCUGGACCUUCUGCCGCUGCCCGCGGUGGCCACCAAGUACAAUGUCGAGCGGGGAACUCUGCAGCACCUGAUCAGCCAAUCCGUAGCCGCCGCCAGUGCCAUUGUUCGACUGUGCGAGGAGCUGGAGGAGUUCUGGUGCUACAAACCCCUCUUCGAACGGAUCCUACACAAAAUGGAUCGCUGUGGCACGUUUGAGCUUGAGCCGCUGAUGGAACUGCCAGCCGUUAAAAUUAAUCGCGCCAAGCAACUUUAUGCAGCUGGAUUUAGGACCAUCGAAGAUAUAGCCAAAGUAAGGCCCAUGCUCUUAGUGCAAUCCUUGGAGCAUAUGCCGCUCAGAGUGGCCACGGAAAUCGUGUCGGCAGCCAAGAUCAUUUUAAUGAAAAAACUUGACCAUCUGGAGGAGGAAACGGAGAACCUGAAAAUGUGCCUGAAAUCCUCUCGCAAAGAGUAGCAGUAAAACACUAGUUUAAGUAAG